AUGCAAACACAAACACUACUACGUCGCGAUGAAGUUGAAGAACAUGAAAUUCUGCUUCAGGGAACUAUUCGGGCUAUUCGAGAAGCUACAGUUGAGGUCUCUUCCGUUUCAGCUGUAGUGCAUGCACAAGGUGAGGUAAUUGAUAAGAUUGAAAGGAAGAUUUCCAACGCCGAAGGAACUUUGAAAAGAGCUAGUCGGAAACUAACUGCGCUAGUAAGACAGUCAAAGAAACGCAGAGCUGUUUCUAUUUGUUUGCUUGCUAUGACAACUCUUUGUCUAGUCUGUCUCUUUACCACUACCUUAUUUAAACGCUAG
Nematocida homosporus is the source of this 315-nucleotide messenger RNA. RefSeq lists its product as uncharacterized. Lineage: Eukaryota; Fungi; Microsporidia. Bases 1 to 315 code for a protein of 104 amino acids. The record is from RefSeq and is a predicted model, not a curated record. The transcript has a single exon.